Molecule: messenger RNA, 1476 nt
Organism: Pseudoliparis swirei
Lineage: Eukaryota; Metazoa; Chordata; Actinopteri; Perciformes; Liparidae
Gene: nob1
Product: NIN1 (RPN12) binding protein 1 homolog
Exons: 10
Coding region: 33-1391 (452 amino acids)
Biological process (GO): ribosomal small subunit biogenesis; maturation of SSU-rRNA
Cellular component (GO): preribosome, small subunit precursor
Molecular function (GO): RNA endonuclease activity
Source: RefSeq, a predicted model, not a curated record
UGGUCGGACCAGUUUCCGGUAACAUAUCCAAAAUGGCGGCUACCCUGGUGGCGCAUGUUGUCGCGGACGCUGGAGCUUUUUUAAAGAAAGCUCCGCUGCAGGACAUUGGCAGCAACAUCUACACACUGAGAGAUGUGGUGAAUGAGAUCAGGGACAAACCCACCAGGAAGAGUCUGGCCUUCCUGCCCUACCAGCUGACCUUUAAGGAGCCACAUCCUGAACACGUCCGUCUGGUGACCGAGUUCUCCAAGAAGACCGGAGACUACCUGAGUCUGUCGGCCACGGACAUCAAAGUCCUGGCUCUGACCUACCAGCUGGAGCUGGAGCACGUUGGCGGCCAGCACCUGAAGAAGGAGCCACAGCUCAAGGUGGACGUCCACAGCACACCGCGCCACCCAGAGACGCCAGUGAACGUAGCAGGCUUCCACUUCCCCUCCCAGAAACAUGUGGGCAGUCUGAGCGUCCACCAGAGGGCGACGUCGAGCUGUGAGAAGUUCAACAGCUUCCAGUUCUGGAGAGAACCGCUGCCCUCCAUCGACAGCCAGCUGCUGGAGCUCCUGGACCCGGUGCCGGAGGUCCAUCAGAACCAGACAGACUCGCAGUUCAACAGCUUCCAGUUCUGGCGGGCGCCGCUGGCCUCCAUCGACCGGCUGCUGGAGCUGCUGACCAUGGACGACGUCCCCAUGCAGGACACGCCCCUGCAGACAGAGGACCAAUCAGACGAAGACAAAGAGAACGAGCCUGAAGAGGAGGAGGAGGAGGGAGGAGGAGGAUGGAUCACUCCCAGUAACAUCAGGCAGCUGAAGAUGGACUCCGCUGAUUGGACGGCUCCGGCUGAUGUCACAGUGGGAUGUCUGACCACCGACUUCGCCAUGCAGAACGUCCUCAUCCAGAUCGGGCUCCACGUGCUGUCCGUCAACGGGAUGCUGAUCCGGCAGGCCAGGAACUACAUCCUGAGAUGCCACGCCUGCUUCAGGACCACCAGCAUCAUGACCAAAGCCUUCUGCCCCCACUGUGGCAACGCCACGCUGAAGAAGCUGGCGGUGACACUGGGGGAGGACGGCAGCACCCAGGUCCACUUCUCCAGGAACCCCAAGGUCCUGAACCCCCGCGGGCUGAGGCACCCGCUGCCUCUGCCCCAGGGCGGGAAGCACAGCAGCAACCCCCUGCUGGUGGAGGACCAGCGCGCCCCCCAGCAGCGGCAGUCCCGUAAGGCGCGGCAGCAGACGGACGUGCUGGACCCGGACUCCGCCGUGGGGGGGUCUCCCUUCUGCCAGAACGACGUCGACAGCCGCGCCGCCAACCUGCAGAUCAGAGACGGGCGGGGCGGCGGCGGCAGGAGGCGGAGCAACCCCAACGCCACCCACAAGAAGUCCGCGAAGAAUAAGUGAGGACGCACACGUGGACCCCGGGUCCAGAAGGAAGACUCCCGUAAUCAUGUGUAUGGAUCUCUAAUAAAUGUGACCUCAUGACCUC